UUUGCUUUCCACGAACAACAAGUGUCUGUUCCCCUCAGUUCUGUUCUGCUGUGGAGUGGAAAAAAAGUGGAGAGGAGAGGAGUGGAAUUCACAGGAGCUGAAUGCCCAGCCUCACAACUAGCUUCAGAACCAAGGGUUUUGGACCAACCCUAUGAGCAAAAGACGUUAGAAAGACGCUGAAAAUACAUUAUUCUCAACCACUUUUGCUCACCGGGAAGCUACCCUGGGACUAGUCUCUCUUGUGACGGUCUGAAAAUCGAGUAUCUGAUUUGCUUCUUGUAGGUGCCAACAUUACUCAGACACAGGACAAGAAGGACAAGAAGACAUGCUGUGACGAGGAAGAGGCUCUUUAUAUUUUGGACUAGCGGCGGCGGCGGCGGCGAAUGCUGAGGGCGAGGCCCACUGAGGCCCCAGUGUUUAGAAGCAGAGUAGUAAUGGCCGUUCAAACUGCAAUCAUGAACUCUCCGUUCAUGAACUUCUGUUUCCCUGGGUCGGUCAUGAUGGAGUAUGACGCGGAUAAGAGCCUGGACGGGAGUCUGCUGGGGGAGAGUGAGGAGAGAGGGGAAUACAGAGAAACCACCAGGGAUCUGCUCAGCUUCAUAGACUCAGCCUCCAGUAACAUCAAACUGGCUCUGGACAAGCCGGUCAAGUCCAAAAGGAAGGUCAACCACCGCAAGUACUUGCAGAAGCAGAUCAAGAGAUGUACAGGCAUCAUCAGUCCAACAGGGAACCCAGCAGCGACUCCAGGGGCAGGGGCCAACAAGAGAAAAGGCUCUGGCUCUCCCACUCAGCCCCAGGCCCAGCCUCAGACCCAGCCCAGCCCAUUCCAGCAAGGCAAACCCCUCCACAAGCGGGACGGGCUCCAGGCCAACCUCCAGAGCAAGAGCCUGGCUGCCCUCUUCAACUCUGUCAAGGAGCCCGUCAGGGGGGAGAGAGCCAAGAAGCUUCCCCUGAGGCACCGUAAUCUUCCCCCAUCCUUCUUCACUGAGCCGGCCAACACCACCACCACCUCACGAGUCACCUCCACCUCAGGCAUGUUCCUGGGGGAUCUGGAGCGGGGAGUGGGGAACCCGGAGGCGGCCGACUUCUUUGACCUGCUGGGGCCGGACUACAGUAACAUGCUCAGUGACCAGGAUGUGUUUCAGGCUCGGGGCCUGUCCAGUAGGAUCCUCCAACACCAGCAGACUCAGGACAUAACAGACCAGGUCUCGCCCUACGACCCUCACCAUCUAGUGGGAGGAUUCUUGUACACAGAGCCUUGGAGUACCUCUUCUCCUUCUAAGAAGGCAGGGGAGGGCGUACGGACGGGCCCAGGACCACAGACGCCCCUGUACUGUCAGGCAGGGGAGGGCGUACGGACGGGCCCAGGACCACAGACGCCCCUGUACUGUCAGGCAGGGGAGGGCGUACGGACGGGCCCAGGACCACAGACGCCCCUGUACUGUCAGGCAGGGGAGGGCGUACGGACGGGCCCAGGACCACAGACGCCCCUGUACUGUCACUCUAUGUCCGACUCCUCUGUGACAGGGUCUGGAUCUGCAGAGGAUAAUAACUCAUUGUGUACUCUGACCUUCCCCAACUUCUUCCCAGACUGCUCCGUGUCUCAGGUCUCAUAUGGCCUGAGUAGUGGUGGUUACAACACAACUGAUUUCUCUUCUCUCUGAUGAGACGUCACCGCUGCUUCCCUGGUUGGGACUGAAGGUUGAGUAGCUCUAGUGCGGCUUGCUAUCGACCAGAGCUACAGGUUGAGACGCCAUCUAUCUAUUGGUCGCGUACACAGUUUCCAGCAGGUAUACAAGGUGCAGUGAAUUGCGGAUGUGCCCAACUCCCUCAACAUUAAUCAAUAAUCUUAUAAUCAAUAAUAACUAGUAGUAUAAGUAAUAGAAGAGGUAGUAGGCAUAUGAUAAUGGAGGUAUUUACAAAUAUAUAAAGUGGGUAGUGGAAUUAAUAGUAUGUAAUAAAACAGCAGCAUUGACGGAGUGUGUGUGUGUGUGUGUGUGUGUGUGUGUGUGUGUGUGUGUGUGUGUGUGUG
This is a messenger RNA of Coregonus clupeaformis (lake whitefish), 2032 nucleotides long. Its product is annotated as protein FAM181B. Bases 384 to 1664 code for a protein of 426 amino acids. The transcript has a single exon. NCBI's taxonomy places the organism in Eukaryota, Metazoa, Chordata, Actinopteri, Salmoniformes, Salmonidae. The record is from RefSeq and is a predicted model, not a curated record.